UUUGAACGCAGCUCAUACUGCCUAUUGAUCGUUACGAUGUUAUUUACCCUCCUCCUGCAAGGAUAGUGAGUUCGUCCGUCGAGCAGACAGCAAAUUUCUGUUUAAAGUGGAAACGAACUAUGUGAUUUGAAAAUGAACGUAACAUAUUUGUUUGCAAGGUUGUCAGUACGAUCAAUUAAACCAACCAUUAAUCAAAUCUCAGCUCGUAAUAUUUCGUUGAACACUUCACUUCUGAUAAAACCGACGCAAUGUCUCUUUGCAGCACCUCUCAAAAAAAGACAUAAACUGGAUCCUGGCCAGAUCAGAGCAAGAGAAGAGAAACGCAAAAGAAAACUUGAAAAAGAAAUCAGACGUUUACAAAAAUUUGCUCAAACCUUAAAACCAAUUGAAGAAAUGCAGUUACCAUUGCAUAUCCAAGACCAAAGAGAGCAACGAGAAAGGGAGACGUUUUCGGUGAGUCCCAUUGAAGAAGAGCAGCGGGCAUUAUUGCUAAAGAAAUGGUCCCAUCAUUGCUUUAAAGAGAACUUGGCUUCCAUGAAAUUGCUUGACCAGCUAGAGUACUCUCAGCGUAUGGCUCUAGAUAAGCUUCGAGAAGAGUCUGAAGAACUUUAUCAAGCUGCACUUCAGGUUGAUGACUCGUUAAUUAAUAUUUCCAUAAAAGGUCCUACAGUGACACCACCCAUUAAAGAUUAUGACAGUCCAGAUGGCGACUACCAGAAUACUUCAUUCAAAUGGGGAUAAGAUCACUAUGUAAAUGAGUCUGGAUUUUUAAAUUUAAUUUUUGUAGAUCAUUGUUAAAAAAAUUCUUGGAUCAAAUACAAUUUUUGUGAAACUGCUCA
Frankliniella occidentalis (western flower thrips) is the source of this 839-nucleotide messenger RNA. RefSeq names its product 39S ribosomal protein L40, mitochondrial (gene mRpL40). The record is from RefSeq and is a predicted model, not a curated record. Gene Ontology annotation, cellular component: mitochondrial large ribosomal subunit; mitochondrial ribosome. Lineage: Eukaryota; Metazoa; Arthropoda; Insecta; Thysanoptera; Thripidae. The coding region runs from base 133 to 741 and encodes 202 amino acids. The transcript is spliced from 5 exons.